Fusarium verticillioides 7600 is the source of this 1720-nucleotide messenger RNA. RefSeq lists its product as hypothetical. Gene Ontology annotation, biological process: mitochondrial respiratory chain complex I assembly. The annotation marks the transcript as partial. Lineage: Eukaryota; Fungi; Ascomycota; Sordariomycetes; Hypocreales; Nectriaceae. Gene Ontology annotation, cellular component: membrane. The record is from RefSeq and is a predicted model, not a curated record. The transcript is spliced from 2 exons.
CAUGGAUUCGAGACUUCACCAACAUUUGCGCGCCCAUAUUCUUUUUGGUGACAUCCAAGGUCACAAAUUGAAACAGGAGAAGCCCAUGGCCUCAAAUCAGAUUGGGCCUGUUGCGCGGGCCUGGUACAAGUGGAAGGCUCUCCGCUUGCCAUGGCGCAAACGCUUCCUCGUGGGUUACGACCUUCAGGGUAACACGUACUGGGAAUUUCGACUCACGAGAGGCGCUGAGAGUAAUGAGCGCUGGCGAAGAAUUGUUAAAUACCCGCGAUCAACACACUACUCUUCUGUAAAGGUCAGCCCUCAAUGGCACCAGUGGUUACGGCAUACACGAGAGGAUCCUCCAAGUAUCGAGGAACAACACAGCGAUGUUCUGCGCCGGGUGAGGAUGCAGAAACUCGCUGCUGAAGCGGAUGCUCGAUGGGAGGCCAAGCCGCGAGUCAUGGAGGCACCGCAGGCUGCGCCGGCACCAUUGCUUUCACCGGCGACGGCUAGUCCUUUACAACAAGACGCCGAGAGUAGUGAGCAGACUGACACGGUCUCAAAAGAGAUCAAAGAAGAUGCUGAAAAGAAGGAUGACCCUUGGGCCAAGGCAAAGGCUAGAGCACCAGGCGAGACAUGGCAACCCACUUCUUGGAGUCCUACAGCAGCCAAGAAACGUUGAGCAAUAGAGCUUCACUGAAGUACUGACUGGCCCAGCAACCCACGGUUGCCAUACCAAAUGUAACACCAAUGUACCAGAGUCAUGACAGGAGACGAGACAGAUUCAACGGCAGGAUCUUGGGUAUCAUCAUUCAUUACGGCAUUAUGUUCAUGCGCUGGGUAGUCCAUAAUAUGUACAAUACCACCAAAAAACCAAUAAGAACCAUCACCCCACCCCAUUGACCGUCUCAUGACUCCGCUUCCUGAGAAGCUUUUAAAACUUCCAAAAACAACCGAAUUCUUUCACCUGAGUUAGUCAGGAUGUCUUGCGCGAGAGCGUCGGCUUCAUCACCCUUGACCUUCCCUGUGCGCCGCUUCUUUGCUUUUGCUUCUCGAGCUUUGAUACCCAUCUCAACAGCCUCUUCAAACUCUUCAGAAUAAACCAUUAGAUCGCAUGCCCAAAGAAGUUGCAUAGCGUCUUCGACGACUAGGGAUAAUUUCGCGUUGUCUUCCAGGGCCACGGUAUUCGCUGGAUGAGGGACAAAACACUCUUCUAACAUUGGCAAGGUCAAACUUCCCUCCGCGUCACCUUCUGGGUCAACCUUUGAAGGAUCUUUGUACGAUGAUGGUAGCAGUAAAUCGAAUAAUUCUUUGGUGAUAGUAAUAUGCGCUUCAGAUAAAAGGGGAUUUGGUCUCCGGCACGCAAAAAGAGUAAACAUGUGGAGUGGCAGAAGUUUGAGGGAGGCAGUAUACUCCUCAUAUAGACGAUGAAGCUCGGAAGGCUUUCGGAGUGACCAUGUCACCGCAGAAAGUAAUCGGAACAGACGAAGGCGUAUGUCGACAGACUCGACCAGCCCUUGAGAGUGUACACCCGCUGUGCCGAGUUUUCGUGUGUCCUUGGGCUUUUGGGGCGUUGGUGGUUCGGAAACUCCCGAAGAGAUUGAUUCAUCAUCAAAGUAGUCACCAAAUUUGUCGUUCUCCAGGUCCAGCACCUGUUCCCGCUUCCGUUUCUUAGGCGUCUUGCUCGGGCCUCUGGGUUCCUUAUCAAAAACCUCGCGGAAAGCAGACGACGAUAUCUCGC